Messenger RNA from Penicillium argentinense, 240 nucleotides. Its product is annotated as copper metallochaperone COX17. NCBI's taxonomy places the organism in Eukaryota, Fungi, Ascomycota, Eurotiomycetes, Eurotiales, Aspergillaceae. Gene Ontology annotation, biological process: mitochondrial respiratory chain complex IV assembly. The record is from RefSeq and is a predicted model, not a curated record. The transcript has 3 exons. Bases 1 to 240 code for a protein of 79 amino acids. Gene Ontology annotation, molecular function: copper ion binding; copper chaperone activity. Gene Ontology annotation, cellular component: mitochondrial intermembrane space.
AUGUCGUGGCUUACCGGUUUCUUCGGCUCCUCCAGCGACAAAGCUGCUCUCGCCCCUACUGAGGUCCAGACCAAGCCCGCCCAGACCGACAAGCCCAAGCCUUGCUGCGUCUGCAAGGACGAGAAGACCGCUCGCGACGACUGCAUGCUUUUCUCGAAGUCCGACGAUCCCGCCAAGGAAUGUGAGGCCCUGGUCGAGAAGUACAAGACCUGCAUGGCCGGCUUCGGCUUCAAGGUCUAA